Phytophthora infestans T30-4 is the source of this 1463-nucleotide messenger RNA. RefSeq lists its product as uncharacterized. The transcript has 2 exons. The record is from RefSeq and is a predicted model, not a curated record. Lineage: Eukaryota; Oomycota; Peronosporomycetes; Peronosporales; Peronosporaceae. Bases 126 to 1463 code for a protein of 445 amino acids.
CGCGAUCCAGCAUGGCGACGGCGAUCAGCGAUCAGGAGUGCGUCGUAGACGAAGCGUUGCGCGCUGUAGCCCUCGCAGAUCCAGCGACGGUGGAGCCUCAGAAGGAGCGCGAGAUCGACGAGGUCAUGGAGUUCCUCAAAUUUAGCGUCAAGUCCAGCACGAGCUUCGGCGGCACGAUCUUGUUUAAAUUUAAGGACGCGGGCGACGCUGAGCCCAAGACCACGUACGCUGUGGAGAUAAACGAUACGCGUCAAGUGGCUACGCGUAAGAAUGCGAGCGCUGGCGAUGUGCGUCCCACGUGCGAGGUGACAAUCUCCAUGGACGAUUUUCUAUGGAUCUACUCGGGCAAAGCCACCAGUUCCGAUAUGGCCAAGCUCUUCUACGCCGGUCGUGUAUCUAUCAGCGGUUACGCCUUCCGCACAGUCUCCAAGUUUGCGCAGAGCUUUGAUUUCUCGUCUGAAAAGUGGCGCAGCUUCUACGCAUGGCGGAGAGCGCAGGACGAGAAGAACGACAGCAGCCGGUCACCCAGCGCACUGGAGGAGGCCAGGAAUGUCGGAUCUCCUUCACGGGACUACUGGUUCUUCCACGCACGAACCAUAUUGGACAGCUACAACGUCACCAGACUGCAGCGUCUACUUUGGCAGACGUCGCUGGCCAGUCUUUUCGGAGGGAAGAUCGUCUUGGAGAGCGUGCGUAGUACAACCGCGCGGGACAGGAAAGUCGCGUCUGGCAGGUUCAGCGUCGUUGCGAGUGUCGUAGGAAACGCUGGCCCCGUGUCGGCGGUCUUGAAGCGGCGUGUAACAGCAACUAUUGCGCCAGGUCAGCUUUACAACGAACGCGAACUGCGCGCCCAGUUGGAGAAGUAUCUGCGUCCCUGCACAAAGCAAUCGGCUGCUGUCGUCGAGUCGUUCGCGGUGGGCAACCCCAAGCAGACAGCUAACGUCUUGUUUGACUUUUUCAGUGAGGAUUAUGUCGAGGCUGUCAAGCUCAGCGCCAAGGAACGUCUGCAACGUCGUCACCACCGCAACCGUGUUGAUCUGGGUGAUGCAGGCAUGGAACAGCUGGAUAAACUAGUCAAGGUGAUUGGCAAAGGUGGCCACUCGAACUUGAAGCGCGACAACCGCUCCAAGUACGUCCCAGCCCCCGAGUUGCUGUUGCGUGAGUUCCGUGUGAACGUGACUGUUCUCAUGGAUACUUUGAAAGAGAAGGCAUCGGGUCGCAAGGCGUUGCACAAGAUUCCCGCGCCAGAAAUUGAUUGGUUGGUGCGCAACGGGCGCUCUGGUAGUAUGAGUAUCAUCGUGGAAGUGAAUCGUGCUAAGAUCGCUCGCAACCGGAAGCGCUUCGAUGUGCCCAAGCAGCGCAUUAAGGCCAAGUUCGAGUCGAUUUCGCGUGAGCUGGCCAACCAGAGGAACCCAGUGGUGUCGCACUUUGAUGAGCACUUGGUAUUCUCCGACUACCUAUAG